AUGUCAAUCAUUGCACCGUUUUACCCAUAAUUUGCUAAAUCUAAAGACCUUUCUGAAGAUAUCAUAGGCAUUGUAUUUGCAGCUCAUCCUUUGGGGCAGUUUAUUUCUUCCUUGAUUUUAGGAAAAGUAAUAACCCAUGUAAAAAAUAUGCUAAUCAUAGGAUAAUAGAUAAAAAAUAAUGGUUAUUGGCAUAUCUUUAUAAGGUGUAGGCUUGUUCUUAUUUGGUUUGUUAUACUAUUUUGAUCCUUAUUGGGUAAUUCUAAUAGGAAGUUUUACUGCUAGAUUGAUUGGCGGAAUUGUAUUUAUAUCAUGAAAUAUACAAUAGGGUGCAUCUAUGUUUAUGACACCGUUUUAUGCAUUUAUUCCUUAAUUAUUUCCAAAAUCAAUUGAAGAAAAAAUAGCAAUAGCAGAAGUCUCAACAUCUAUUGGAUUCUUAGGAGGUCCUAUAUUGGGUUCAGCCUUAUAUCAAUUGGGUGGGUUUGUUUUACCUUUUUUUUUCUUCGGUGGGUGUUCAUUUGGGUUAGCAAUAAUUCUGAUCAUUUUUUCGAAAAGUUUGGAUGUGCCUGAAGUAGAUCUUAGUCAAUCAAUCAUAUUACAUUCAUCUAUAUAAAACCAAGAAUCAAUUAUAGAUGCUGAUUUUAGUAUAUCAUAUCUCUCAUUACUUUUCAAUUACCCAGUUGUAAUAUCAUUUAUCACAAAUACGUUAACACUAUCGCUAUGGACAUUCUAUAAUCCCACAAUAGCUAUUUAUUUUUUGGAAGAAUAUGGCAUUAAAGAAGAAUUAUCAGGAUAUUGGAUAUCAAUAAAUGCAGCAACAUUUGGAUUUUCUACUCUCUUCAUUUCUAGGAUAAAAUCUCAUCAAAAAUUUUAUAUGUAUUUUGGUUUGGUAAUCAGUGGAUUAUUGCAAUUUUAUAUGGGUCCUGACUAUAAAUUCACCAAUUUAAAUCCAAAAUUUGUGUAUACAAUAGUAGCAUGGUCAUUGGCUGGAUUUACUGGAGGAUUUCCUUAUGUUCUUACAUUGCCUUAAGUAAACUAAAUUCUUAAAAAAGACUAUUCUAAAUAUCCUACAUAAUGUGCAAAUAUAGCAUCUGCAGUGUAUUUAAAUAAAUAUAUGAUAGUUUUAAUGCCAGUUUAGCAGGAGGAGAAUUGUUUGGUCCAAUUAUGGGAGGCUAUCUUACAAAGUGGUAUGGAUUUCAAAGAUCGGCAUCAUUAUUAGGAUUUGCAGUUCUGAUAUGUUGUGCUUGUUAUGUACCGUAUUUAUUUUUCUUGGAUGAGAAGCUUGCCAGAACAAAAGCAAAUCAAUAAAAAAAAGUUGGUUUAAAAGAAUGA
Molecule: messenger RNA, 1329 nt
Organism: Paramecium octaurelia
Lineage: Eukaryota; Ciliophora; Oligohymenophorea; Peniculida; Parameciidae
Source: the annotation of a GenBank genome assembly